Molecule: messenger RNA, 809 nt
Organism: Oldenlandia corymbosa var. corymbosa
Lineage: Eukaryota; Viridiplantae; Streptophyta; Magnoliopsida; Gentianales; Rubiaceae
Source: the annotation of a GenBank genome assembly
AUGUUCAACUCCACUUUCCCACCACCACCACCACCAUCACAAGGGCAAGCCGCUGCUGUUCAUGAUAAUGGAGGCGGCGCCAUCCCAAACGCUUGCCCUACCGUUGAUUGCAACUUGAUAUACCAAUACUUUAAGUAUCAUCUUGACUUGGAGGAUGUGGAUCAGUCGCCAAAGAUCACAAAGACUAGUACUAUGAUGUUUGAAGGAUAUCAUUCCAGUAAUUCUAGCUUCACUUCUACUACUAAUAUUACUACACCGUUUGUGUCGUCAUCUCAAAUGAUCAGCAGUGGAAGUUCAUCGGCUGGAUCCUUCGAUGGUGUGGCGCCGAUGGAUCAGCAAGAUGAUUUGCAGCUUGAUGAUGAAUGCAAGAAGGAUGAGAAGAAAGCGAAGGUUGGAGGACAAGUGAUUGCACUUCGAACACAAACAGAACUGGAGACCUUGGAUGAUGGGUUCAAAUGGAGGAAGUAUGGGAAGAAAAUGGUGAAGAGUAACCCUAAUCCCAGGCAUUACUAUAAAUGCUUGAUUGAAGGAUGCAAAGUGAAGAAAAGAGUAGAAAGAGAUGGAGAAGAUUCAAGCUAUUUGAUCACAACCUAUUUUGGGAAGCACAAUCAUGAAAGCUCUGGCGCUGGUUACUGUGAUCGAUCGCCUUUCAUCCUCGUGCUCCGCCCAUCUCAAUCUACCUAAAUUCAACCCGAUCUAAUCCCUUCAUGCUUGUAAUAACUGUGUGUAUCUCCAUUCCUGCUUUAAUCGUCUAAACUUACUAAUAUGUCUAGUCAAGUGCAAUCAAAUUACCAAGACAAAAGUACAAG